Molecule: messenger RNA, 1125 nt
Organism: Mitosporidium daphniae
Lineage: Eukaryota; Fungi; Microsporidia
Exons: 4
Coding region: 1-1125 (374 amino acids)
Biological process (GO): nucleotide-excision repair; proteasome-mediated ubiquitin-dependent protein catabolic process
Cellular component (GO): cytosol; nucleoplasm
Molecular function (GO): polyubiquitin modification-dependent protein binding; damaged DNA binding; proteasome binding
Source: RefSeq, a predicted model, not a curated record
AUGGUGCAGUUUUUGCCGUUCAAUAUCCGAGACGAGGAUUCCAUUGGCGACAUCUUAUCCCACAUUGACAAUGCAAUCCAGUAUUCCGAACAUCAGGAGCCACGGGAGCCCAGAACCUUUUCCAUCGAGGUUGACGAUGGGGCCUCCAUCCAGACUGUAAAGCAGACCAUCGAAGCUCAGGAAGGGUUUGGUUUUGCUUCGCAAAUAAUAAUUUUCCAAGGUAAUUCUGGCUUUUUAUUUGUAGGCAAAGUUCUCGGUGACUCUUCGACCAUAUCUAGCUGCAAUGUCAAGGACAAAGACUUUCUGGUGAUGAUGAUUAAGAAGAAAGUUUCGGCAACAUCUCCAGUACCGCCAGUAUCCGCUAUCCAAAGCGAAACAAAGAAAUUGCCGGAAGUUGCUAAAGAAGCGCCUCCCGCCAAUGGAGCUGCCGAUACAGAAAAUACAUCGGAACAUGAGAUAGAAAUCCUUACAUUAAUGGAAAUGGGCGGCUUUGAUAGGGAUAUCGUCGUAAAGGCCAUGAAGGCAGCAUUUAACGAUCCAGAUAGGGCGGCCGAAUAUUUAUUCUCAGAGCCAUCCGAUAACGACACAUAUGGGCUCUCUGCCGGAAACGGUGGCCUGCAAUCGUUAUCGUUCCUUAAAACCGAUCCCCAGUUCCAGCAGUUAAGGGCUUUGCUGAACCGACAACCUCACUUAUUGCAGCCGCUUCUUCAGCAAAUCGGCAGCACCGAAUUUCUGGCCCUUCUGGAAGAAGACGAUGAAGAGGAGGGACAAGGUGCCACAGACAAUAAUGAUUCCGAGCAAGAAGUAUUUGAUGAGGAAGUGUCUGAAGAAAUAAAUGAAGACAUCGAUGUUCCGGAUCAAAUAUUGGGCCAAAAUGCAGUGCUCGAGAGCUCUGGCAUGCCUAUUGAAAGCGCAACUGCCAUUCCACAUACCCAAUACAUUCAAGUAUCUUCACAAGAAAAGGAGGCAAUAGACCGACUGGUUGAUUUGGGAUUCCCUCGCCAAAGAGCAAUAGAAGCAUUUUUUGCCUGCGACAAGGACGAAUCCCUGGCGGCAAAUUAUCUCUUCGAUACCCCCAACGACGAUGACACUGGCAUCAAUCGCGAAGAUGCAAUUAACGAUUGA